AUGACGGGGACCGAGGGAUUACUCUACGCCGACCACUUUUGGGGCGACAAACACCAUGGAUUCCAGGUGAAUCUUUGAACAAUUUGCUGCUAAACGGAACUGUGAUCGCCAGCAAACUAUGAACAACGUCUGUCGAAGCUCGCUGAGCUGGUAUUUUAAUAAAACAGUUGUCUGUUGGAAACGCUUCUUUCGCGAUUCGCGGGUUGUGCACGUCACAUUCCGCUGUUACGAAUGUUCCGCAGCCGUCGGAAAUUGCAAUGAAUAGACCGAAACCGAUAAAAGACUGAAAUAAACUAUCGGCAUGUUCCAGUUAUCAUUAUCACGCUGGCACGUGUUAUGUUUCUCUAAAUUGACCCCUCUCUUCGCUUUCUCGUCACACAACCAGAAACUGGUUAUAUUUCUCAAUCAAAAAAUCGAAGGAAUCCUUAUCGAUAAUAAACCACCUUCCCAUUUCAAUUAACCGCCUGUCCUCCUGUCACCAAAUGAACUUGAAGGUGCUGCAAGAGAAUCUGAAAAAGUCGGAGGACACUGUGGCAGAAGUUGCGCAGUUUGUGAAAGAGCGCCUAUCGGUUGAAGAUGAGUAUGUCAAAGCGAUCAAUCGAAGCGUAAACAAGGUAUUAGUCAGCCACUACGUUAGAAGAGGAUCUAAAAAUGAUCUAAAUCUUCCAGGUUACUCAUUUUGUCAACAACGGGUCAAGUAUCGAAGCGAUAUGGCUUCUCACAAAAGGAACGAUGGAAUUGAUAUCCGAAAUCCACUUGAUGCUUGUCAAAAACCUUCAAGAUCUCUCGAAAGAAGUGUUGAAAUACAAAGAAGACGUGAAUCGGACGCGGAAAGAGCUGAAACAGCCAACAGUCGCAGACGCGGUCAAUAUGAUGCAGACCACGACGACUUGUCUUCAGAAGGCCAAAGAAACAUAUCAGCACAGGUGCCAAGAGUUGGAGAAAGCAAAAAAAGAGACGAAUAUCAAUGUGAAGGAGAUUAGCAAGGUACUUGCGAAAAUACACUUUAAACAAAAUUGUGCUUUUUAGAUUGAAUUAAAAGUGGCUCGAGCACGAGACGAAUACAAGAACUAUGUGGAGAAAUACGAAGCCGUUCGCGAAGUGUUUGAGACAAAAAUGAGUGAAUCUUGCAAGAAAUUCCAAACCUUCGAUAGGUUAAAGAUUUCCAUGAAACUGCUCGUGAGUCGUCUGUGUUUCAGAUCCUUGUACGCUUCCGUCCAACAAUUUAUGCUUCAUUUCGCAAAUCACUCAACAGAAAUGUCAUCAGCAAGCAUGCAAGUCGCCGAGCAGUUUCGGGAAUCCAUUCAACAUCUGAAUGCCGACGAAUUCGUGCGAAAAUUCAUAAAAACCCGGUCCACGGGUACUGAAAAGCCACGUGAGUAUUCAGAAUUUCUAAUUUUGUCAUAAGUUCUAAAUAUGUCACUUUUUCCAGCACAUGUCCUUUUCGAAGAUUCUGAAAAUGGAAUGGCCACUUUAAAUCCGUCGUCGAUCAGAGAUUUGGUGGAUAUUAUGUCAGGUAGGAAUGAAUAUGUUACGCACAGCAACUAAUUCGCAUUAGGGAAACCGAAAGGAAAUUGACAUGCAUUAUCUGAGCUUAGGAUUAUAUGCUAUCUGCCAGCCAAAAUGUAUACACUUUAGGCUCAUUCGUGUCCUUUUCCCAACGCGGCUAGACAAAAUUUAUGUUUUCCGCUGACGGAGGUAUGUUUUUGCUGAAUUCUGCGAAAAACAUCAUAUUUCUUGCCCGAACAGCUUGAAAAAGUGAUGUCAGAAUAGAUUUUAGGUCAAAUGACGUGGCAAAAAGUCAAUUUCAUAUCAAUCUGUCCGCCUUCAUUCCCUUUUCUUCCGUUUUCCGCGCAAAUAUCAUUUAUCAUUUAGCAUGUUGGGUCUUCUUCUUAAUAAGCUGCUCUCCCAUAAUACAGGUCUGCUAAACUACAAACUACAACUUUUGGGCGCUGCUCUCAAGAAAUAUGGGCCUGCUUUGGGCAAAUUUCGGUUUACCAUUGAAUCAGUCAGUUGUUCUCAUUCUCUUUCUCCUGUUUCUCGCGCGCCUAUCACUUAUCUUUUGUUAUUCGCCGUUUGGUCUCUCUAACAGAAAAGUGGGCGUUGUCUCAAACGGUCUUCAAAAGAAAAAACGACCGCGAAUUGAUCUCGGAAGUUCUGAUAAUCGGUCUGACAAUCGGCCGAUUGAGUGCCCCCUCAGUUCGUUUGUCCCACAAAAACCCUUUCCCUUUCCUAAUCAUCACAAAAAAAAAUUUCAGGAAAUUCUAUGCCCUCGUCUUGCUCCUCUUCUGGAAUCCUUCAAGACUCAACCCAACCCCAACAACCCGUUGACCUUCUCAUGAUGGACCCAAUUGGAGAAGUUGCCGUGGAAACUUCAGGAGACUUGACUAAGUCUUCUGAUGAUCUCUCUUCUUCAAUCACUGAGAAGAAGCCAUCGACAGCGACCGGAACAAAGAAGUUAUCAAUGUUCAUACCGAAAAGCAAAAAAACGGUGUCCACCAGCAGUAUAGAUGAUGCUCCGGGUUCCGCAUCCGCCGAACCGUUCUCCGCUUCUGGGCUCUUCAAAUUUUCUAGGGAGAAGCGAAGAUCGAAGAAGGAUAGCGAGUCAUUGAGGACUUCCGUGUGCAUGGAUGAUACCCACAGCACUGCAAGCAGCUCAAAAAGUGACGAUAAAGUGCUCAAUGGAGCAAUCCACCCAUUAGAUACUCCAAUCGAGAAGCCAUCCGCGGAGCCAAUGGUGGACGAGGAAGGGUAUAUUAUCCGUGGAGACGUGCCAGAUUCAACCAAUGAGACAACUGCCUGGUCCAGUUGCUCCAGUGACGAGGAGGAUGAGGACGAGCUGCAACAGUCGAAGAUCCGGAAGCUGACAAUUCAGAAUCGUCCAGUUCAUAUGAAUGCAUCGGUGGACGAAUUGAGGGACGCCAUAGGAAGUAUCACACUGACCAGAAGCACCACCUUCGACAGAGAUCCCUGGACGAUCGGAGGAUCCAAAGCACCGCCCAUGUUCUCGCAGUCAAUGAACAUGGCGUCUCUGCGACAACCUCUCCGCUCCCAUCACACUGCCGACGGACAGUUCAGAACAAAUUUCAGCGAAUCGGAGGACCCACCUGCAUUCUCGGUGUCUAUGGGUCACAAUCAAGCUUUGGCGUCUGGAAUCGCAAGAGCUCGGCCACGGAGCAAUACCCCGACGACUAGCCAAUUGAUGAGCAGAAAGGAUUCAGCGAGCAGUUUCAUGGAUCCGUGGAGCAGCACAUUCAACUUGGCACCAAGCGAAUCCAACCACUCCCUUGGCGAAUCCACCUUCAACUUGUCCCAAUCCACCGGAAACCUGCUCCAAGCGACGAUCAGCGAGCAGCGUAUCCCAGUGGCCAUGGCAAUCAAUGAGCACGCACACGUUUGGUUCAAGAAGGGAGCUCAGGAGUUUGUGCAACGCACGUUCGGCACAGUUAUGAUCUCCUUCCCGACAUCUUCCAUCGCCCUGCUCACCUCUGUGCAGAAUGAGAUUGAGCCGCUCGCAUUCCGUCUCAGCAAUGCUCGUCACAUCAAGGCGGUGCUCCCGAACAAGCAGCUUAUUGAUGAGUCGCUGAGCCAGAAGGACGAGGAGAGCUACAGUUUCUACUUCAACAAGAGCCAACUCGCCACGUGGCUGCAGACACAAAAAGCCGCAAAGCCUGAGGCGGCGUUUGUGAACGCAGAAGUGGCCAGAUAUGAGAUGGAGCCGACGGCACCGUGCAACUCGGUUCCUCCGCUUAUUCUGACGGCUUAUUGGAAGUUCGAACCUAAUCAUACAGGUAUUUGAGCUUUUUCUGGCGAGAAAAGUGACAAGUGACAAUUUUCAGACCUCCGCGUAGAUUACCGCCUGAACGCUGACUCGCCGAUCACUUCGCCGCUAAUCAAUGUUAACUUCUCAACGACUUUGACGGGAAGUGUAGACACGUGCAUGUGUGAUCCAGAAGCCCAAUGGACACCAGGAAAUUCUGCUCUUGGGUGGAAUCUGUUAGAGAUUUCAAGAAAUGGAAUCACGUGGGGAUCUCUAAAAGCCCGUGUUUUCAUGAAAAACUCGGAUGUAAGCUACUGGAGUGUUAUAAAAUCUCGAACGAUUGAUGAUUUACAGGGAGAAGUCAGUUUGGAAAUGAUCGAUCGAAAGCCGGCGCAAGUUUUUGUGCAAUUCCAGGUAAAAUAUUUUUCACCAACAUCUUCCAUUAAUCGGUUUUUGUAGUGUCACGAAGCGAAUCUGUCUGGCGUCGACGUAUCACUCGUACAAUCGGACAUCUAUUACUUGUCAAUGAUCCGGAAGAAAGUUUUGGCUGGAAAAUACUUUUGCGACCCCGAACUUCGAAAAUAA
Caenorhabditis sp. 36 PRJEB53466 is the source of this 4345-nucleotide messenger RNA. The record is from the annotation of a GenBank genome assembly. NCBI's taxonomy places the organism in Eukaryota, Metazoa, Nematoda, Chromadorea, Rhabditida, Rhabditidae.